CCGCUCUCGGGCGUCUCGGCCGCCGCCUCGCAGCUGCGCCUGGGCUGGCCGGGCGGGCCCCGGGGACUGGCAUAUUUCACCAUCUGCGAAAACUUCCCUGUAAUUCAGUUUUCCUCACUCCAGUAUUAAGAAUUACACCAAAUUAAAAAGAUAUGAAUGAAUAUCCUAAAAAAAGAAAAAGGAAGACUUUACAUCCUUCUCGUUAUUCAGAUUCCUCUGGAAUAAGCAGAAUUGCAGAUGGAUUCAAUGGAAUUUUUUCUGAUCAUUGUUACAGUGUUUGUUCUAUGAGACAACCAGACUUAAAAUAUUUUGACAACAAAGAUGAUGAUUCUGAUACAGAGACAUCAAAUGAAUUGCCAAAAUUUACAGAUGGAAUCAAAGCCAGAAAUAGAAAUCAAAACUACUUGGUUCCCAGUCCUGUACUUAGAAUUCUAGACCACACUGCCUUUCCUACAGAAAAAUCUGCUGAUAUUGAAAUUUGUGAUGAAGACUGUGACUCCCCUGAAUCAGUCCACCAGCAAACCCAAGAGGAGAGCCCCAUAGAAGUUCACACUGCUGAAGAUGUUCCAAUUGCCGCAGAAGUGCAUGCAAUUUCUGAAGACUAUGAUAUAGAGACAGAAAAUAAUUCCUCUGAGAGUCUCCAAGACCAAACUGAUGAAGAACCACCAGCUAAACUUUGCAAAAUUGUUGACAAGAGCCAAGCUUUGAAUGUGACUGCCCAGCAGAAAUGGCCUUUACUGAGAGCUAACAGCAGUGGCCUCUAUAAAUGUGAACUUUGUGAGUUCAACAGCAAAUAUUUUUCUGAUUUAAAGCAGCAUAUGAUCUUGAAGCACAAGCGUACUGAUUCAAACGUGUGUCGAGUAUGCAAAGAGAGUUUCUCUACCAACAUGCUUCUGAUUGAACAUGCCAAACUCCAUGAAGAGGACCCCUACAUAUGUAAAUACUGUGAUUAUAAGACUGUAAUUUUUGAGAACCUCAGCCAGCACAUUGCAGACACCCAUUUUAGUGAUCACCUUUAUUGGUGUGAGCAAUGUGACGUACAGUUCUCCUCAAGCAGUGAACUCUACCUACAUUUCCAGGAGCACAGCUGUGAUGAACAGUACUUGUGUCAGUUCUGUGAACAUGAAACGAAUGAUCCAGAAGACUUGCAUAGCCAUGUGGUAAAUGAGCAUGCAUGUAAAUUAAUAGAGUUAAGUGAUAAGUAUAACAAUGGGGAACAUGGACAGUAUAGCCUCUUAAGCAAAAUCACAUUUGACAAAUGUAAAAACUUCUUUGUUUGUCAAGUAUGUGGGUUUCGGAGUAGACUUCAUACAAAUGUUAACAGACAUGUUGCCAUUGAACAUACUAAAAUUUUUCCUCAUGUUUGUGAUGACUGUGGGAAAGGCUUCUCAAGUAUGCUAGAAUAUUGCAAACAUUUAAAUUCACAUUUAUCUGAAGGGAUUUAUUUAUGUCAAUACUGUGAAUAUUCAACAGGACAGAUUGAAGAUCUUAAAAUUCAUCUAGAUUUCAAGCAUUCGGCUGAUUUACCUCAUAAAUGUAGUGACUGCUUGAUGAGGUUUGGAAAUGAAAGGGAAUUAAUAAGUCACCUUCCAGUCCAUGAAACAACUUGAUUGUUCUCC
Molecule: messenger RNA, 1619 nt
Organism: Budorcas taxicolor (takin)
Lineage: Eukaryota; Metazoa; Chordata; Mammalia; Artiodactyla; Bovidae
Gene: ZNF639
Product: zinc finger protein 639
Exons: 6
Coding region: 153-1610 (485 amino acids)
Biological process (GO): regulation of transcription by RNA polymerase II
Cellular component (GO): nucleus
Molecular function (GO): RNA polymerase II transcription regulatory region sequence-specific DNA binding; DNA-binding transcription factor activity, RNA polymerase II-specific
Source: RefSeq, a predicted model, not a curated record